CUUGUAGUCAGCUGUUGCAGCAGCAGCAGCAGCAGCAGUGUUGUUGUGUCAGCUUGAUGAUUAAGCUUGUGUAGUGAAGCUUAGUGUUGAGGUAGAGUGAGGUACCAUGAGGUAGAGUGAGGUACCAUGACCUCCACCAUCACCUCCACCAUCACCUCCACUAUGGAAGCCAUUAAGAAGAAGGUUUAUCACGCCGCCAAGUUGGGUCUCUCCAUCUCUCUCUACGCUCACUUGUCUGUCAAGGCUCAGCACGAGUGUCAGCACCUGCUAGGACAGGUUGUAGAAGAAGAUGGUCAGAAGUGUACACCUCUUAUAAUAUCUGCACGCAACGGUCACGAGAAAGCUGUUCGUACACUUCUUAAGUUUAAUCCAGAUCUGGAACAAGAGGGAACUGUUAAGUUUGAUGGCUAUGUUAUCGAAGGUGCAAGUCCAUUAUGGUGUGCAGCGGGUGCUGGUCACUUGGGGGUAGUGAAGAUGCUGGUGCGAGCCGGUGCAAACGUCAAUCAUCCUACCAAAACAAAUUCCACUCCACUGCGAGCCGCUUGCUUCGAUGGUCGUCUGGACAUUGUCAAAUACUUAACCGACCAUAGUGCCAAUAUUCAUAUAACUAAUAAAUACAAUAACACUUGCCUUAUGAUCGCUGCAUAUAAGGGACACGUAGAUGUGGUACAGUUUCUCUUAGAACUUGGUGCGAACCCCGAUGAAAAGGCUCACUGUGGCGCUACAGCACUACAUUUUGCCGCCGAAUGUGGCCACGUAAAGAUAGUGCAAGAACUAUUGGUUCAUGGAGCAAAAAUAACCAAAAACGAGCACGGGAUGACACCCCUCAUAGCGGCUGCGGAAAGAACGCGGAGUGAUGUGGUGGAGUAUUUAAUAUCACGACCGGAUGUUACCAGGGAGGAAAAAGUGGAUUCAUUGGAGUUGCUUGGGGCGUCCUUUGCAAGUGACAAGGACAAUUAUAAUAUUGAACUUGCUUACAAGUAUAUGCUAAAGGGCAUGAAGGAGAGAUACAGUGAUCCCAAUGAUAUUAUUUGUAAGCCUAAGGUUGAGCCAGUACCGGCCUAUGAGAAUCGUGUAGAGUGUGAGACAGUUGGUGAACUGGAAAGUAUUCGACUUAUCUCUGGCAGCCUUCACAUGGAAAGUCUGGCCAUUAGAGAACGUAUUCUUGGUCCCCAUAAUCCUGAGGUACCUCAUCCUGUAAUCUUCCGUGGAGCCGUGUUUGCCGACAAUGCUCGUUUUGACCGAUGCUUGCAGCUCUGGAUGCACGCUUUAAGAUUAAAACAGCUUAAUAAAGUUUGUGUUAUGAAAGAUCUUCUGAGAUUUGCACAGGUGGCUUCCUCAGUCCGAUAUGGAGAUGAAUGGUGGAAGAAGAGUGAGUGCGAGGUGUUUUCCCAGAUGUUACAUGUGGGGGUACAGCUGGAGUUUGAAGCAGUACAUGAGGUUUUAGGUGCUACUGUUCUUGAGCUCAAGAGAAACCAAGAGAAAAUACAGAAUCCCGGCCCUAAGGAUGAUGUAGAGACUGUUAAGGACGAAAUGGAAAGCAACAUGAUCACAGCUCUCUAUCUUAUCAUGAUUGCAAUGUGUGUGGCAAAGGGCCGCUCCACAUCUCAGCCUGCUGGUGUUGCAAAUGGCGUUGGUGGUAACAAUGGCAUUGGAGGCCUCAAUGGAGGCAUUGGAAUCGCAGGAUUUGGAAUUCGAAGUGUGGAUGGAGAAUCUACUGGACACUCUCCCCAACACCUGCAUCAGGUUGUUGAAAAAGAAACCCAGGUUCACCACACUGUGUAUAGCCUGGUUCGUGUGGAAGCCAGGACGAGGUCAGGACAGUCACUGCUCCAUCUUGCUGUUAACCCAGAGACACCUGUGGACGACUUCCAUACUAAUCAUAUAUGCAGAUUUCCGUGUGCCACAACAACCAAGUUACUAAUAGCAUGUGGAGCUGAUGUCAACAGUAUGGACAAGAACCGUAACACUCCACUACACCUGAUUGUUCCCUAUCAGAAACCCAUCAGUGACUUCCUCACCCUACAUAACAUUAUCAUGGCACUAAUAGAGAACGGAGCGCAUAUGGACACUGUCAACCAGAUGGGAGCGACUCCUUUUGACUCUGCGACUACUGGUGUGGCGGAGAUAAUUCUUCGAACUCAGAAAAAGUUGAGCCUGAAAUGUCUGGCAGCUAAAGCAGUCAAGAUCAAUGGGAUCUUAUACAAGGGUCAAGUUCCUCGACACUUAGAAGCUUUUAUUGAACUUCACGGUCCGGGCCAUGUCGACGGACUCUCUAAUAGACCUUGCAAAGGUGAACAUCGACUAUGAAGGCCAUAGACAUGAUAAUCUCUUUUAUUUUUGUUCAUGUCACUCAUUUUACCUUGAGUUUUAACAUGCUAUAUCAAUUUAAUUUAUUGAACCAAACUAACUAUUAAUUAUGAGAGGAUCCUGAGGUUGUUACCUCAGUGUUCCAAGUGAACGUAUGUUUGGAAUAAAUCCCUUAAACCAGUAUUAAAGCCAAUAUACUCCCAUGUUCUAUGUUGCUUGUUCUUCAGGUGACACUUGUGAGACUUAUGUUUUGUUAUCUUGUACAUAUGUCUACAGAUAUUGCUAAUAAAGAUUUUAUGUA
Messenger RNA from Cherax quadricarinatus, 2611 nucleotides. The record is from RefSeq and is a predicted model, not a curated record. Lineage: Eukaryota; Metazoa; Arthropoda; Malacostraca; Decapoda; Parastacidae.